AUGAAAUCGUCCAUGUGUACCGGGUUAGACAUCCCUCCCAAUGGGGAUAGGCAACCGGAUAUCAAUGUUGACUACUCUCAUGGGCAAGCCUCCCUUCUGGACGGGCAUCCGUACCCCUCAGAGGCAUCCGAGGCAGACGAACAGGCUUCGGACACUGACCCUUAUCUACCAGCGCUCGAAGGCAGGCAAGAGGAGGAAGACAGCGGCCGCAAACGGAUUAGAAUACCCGCAUGCACAGCGGAGGAGGAGGUCGAGGCUCUCCUUCACGCCACCCGUCUACCGCCGGUGACGAGAGAGUCCCUAGAAGAGCUGGACCUCAUGUGGAUACAGUCAAAUAUUAAUCUAAGGGUGGACAUCAAUUAUGACCACGACCUUCACUUCACGCCCGUCUCCGGCUAUAAAGGGGAGCAGAAGAGGCAAGAGGCUAAGAAAUACUGGCUGAGCUUGGAGGCGGAGUUGAGAAUAGUGUAUCAGCAUAAUCCUUCGAUGUCAUGCUCGAGAUGUCAAGAAGCACGUCGUCUUGUGCCAAUCAAGGGUCGAUACUUCAAGCCCAGACUUCGCCAGAUGUUUCUGACGCUCAAGGAGCUUCUGAGCAUCUUGGUGCCCGACCGCGAUCAAGAGCAAAUAGUCCAGUACCUCGAUAUCACACUACUUCUUCAGGAAGUGUCCCACGGCCUGCUAGACGUUGUUCGGCUCGCUCGGUGGCUCUGCGUCCUUCUGACGACGCACUGUGCGCCAAUCAGAGAUGAGUCCGCACAAGAGAUGGCCGACCAGGUCCGGCAAGGGGCAGAAAGGGGAGAUCUGCAUGCUCUGGUUGCUGGGAUCGAGAAGUUGUUCUCCUUCCUGGAAGCCAUGAAGCUAGAUGUUGCGAACCAUCAGAUCCGAAGUUUCCGAUAUCAUCUCAUUGAUGACACGGUCCCCUUUCAACAAGAGUACUUUCGCCUGCGCAUCAUGAGCGAGAGACUAGAUGUGGGCCCUUCACGACAGUGGUACCUCUCAGCAAAACAAGAGCAUGACUUCUGCUCGACUGCGCACUCGACGCAUCGAACAUUUGCACUUGAGCCCUUGGUUCACGGACUGGUCAAGAUUUGUGUUUCGCCGGAUCCAAUAAUCCCAGAAACCCUAAAGUACGACAGAUCGCGCCUGAGAACCAUGCGUGAUGAGAUUCAAGACUUCCUCCAUCUCGAAAUGUCUCUCAAGGUCUUCGAUGAGCUUGUCUGCUAUCGGAGGGAUGCUAGCAGCCAGGAUCCGCUGGCGAGAAGACAAUUGCACAAUCGGGCUAUGGACACACGCGCUCGCCUAUACAGUCGACUUAUGGACUUGACUGAGGGUUACGUUGAUCCUGGCACAUCGAUCUCGGAUAUGUGGUACCAGCAUGCAGGUGCUAUUGGCCUCGAGCUUGUUCGUGCCGCUCGUCAUGCCUGCGGAUUGGCAACGCAGAUCGCGGAGGCCGAUAUUGCCAAAACUACAGCUCGGUUGAGAAAUUUGUUCAUCUCAGAGCAGCGAGACCAUGUUCGUGCCGCGACUAUCGGGAGCGACCUGGAAAAGAGUGCACUCAAGCAUGCCGCUGAUUUCCAGGGCAUGACGACUCUGAGAAUUUCUGAAGCUCAAAAGCAAUGGCAACAGAUCCAACAGCAGACAUGUCAGGGGCGUAUUCCGUUCCAAAUUGAGAGCAUGGCUAGGAUGCUGGCGCACAUGGCCGUCGUAAACUUUCGGGUGUGGACCAACUUGGUUUAUUUGGAGCAUGCAGGCGAUGCAUUCGAUGGAGAAUUUGACAGCAUUUCAGCGACGGAGGAUUAA
Messenger RNA from Exophiala spinifera, 1800 nucleotides. RefSeq lists its product as uncharacterized. The record is from RefSeq and is a predicted model, not a curated record. Bases 1 to 1800 code for a protein of 599 amino acids. NCBI's taxonomy places the organism in Eukaryota, Fungi, Ascomycota, Eurotiomycetes, Chaetothyriales, Herpotrichiellaceae. The transcript has a single exon.